UAAACAAAAAAGCUAGUGAGAGACCUUAAUUAUUGAACAAUGAUUUUUCUUUUUUUGCUUAAUGCAGGUUUGAGAAUGAAGCUUCCACCACCGCCUUGUAUGUGAAAGACAACUCAUUGUUCCCCUUUUUGUUUAUUUGAUGUCUAUGACCGCCUUCUAUUUUCUAUAAAUAAAGGAACUGUCUUCUGCAAUAGUCACUGUCUGCACACUCUAUAGAAACUUGAACACACACAAAAUUAGUACUGUCUUCUUCAACACUCUUCUUCCUUAUCUUUCACACUACUUUUUUCUUUCCCUUUUGCUCUCUCUUCUCUCACUUCUGUUAAGAAUGAGUAAACAGGACUUGCUGAAAAUUCAGACCUGUGUUCUCAAGGUUAAUAUCGACUGUGAUGGCUGUGCACAGAAAGUUAAGAAAAUCCUGCAGAAAAUCGAUGGUGUGUAUUCCGUGAAAAUAGAUGCAGGUGGAGGGAAAGUGGUAGUGGCAGGGGAUGUGGAUCCAGAGAAACUGGUGAAAAAGAUAAAGGUGGGAGGGAAACAUGCUGAGAUAUGGGGUGGUUAGAAUAGGAACCAUCACAUCAACCCUAAAUUCCAGACCUUGCAAGUUGAUAACAACAAAGUGGGAAGGGACAUUAA
Vigna umbellata (rice bean) is the source of this 633-nucleotide messenger RNA. RefSeq lists its product as uncharacterized. Lineage: Eukaryota; Viridiplantae; Streptophyta; Magnoliopsida; Fabales; Fabaceae. Gene Ontology annotation, molecular function: metal ion binding. The record is from RefSeq and is a predicted model, not a curated record.